Messenger RNA from Myxocyprinus asiaticus (Chinese sucker), 1021 nucleotides. RefSeq names its product G patch domain-containing protein 11. Gene Ontology annotation, cellular component: kinetochore. The transcript has 8 exons. Gene Ontology annotation, molecular function: nucleic acid binding. The coding region runs from base 86 to 871 and encodes 261 amino acids. Lineage: Eukaryota; Metazoa; Chordata; Actinopteri; Cypriniformes; Catostomidae. The record is from RefSeq and is a predicted model, not a curated record.
CUCCAGUCGGACUCAUUUACUGAACGGAACAACAAAAGGAUCUCAAAUAAUUUUUCUCAUCGCUACAGUUUGAAUAAUUGCACAGAUGGCGGAUGAUGAAGAUGAUUAUAUGUCUGACGCGUUCCUCAAUAAAAUUUCAGAUGUUCGUCCUGGUGUACCGAUGGCCAAACGUGUGAAGGAAGCUAUGAGAAAAGAAACACUACACAAAGAGAAGAACGCACAGAACCGGCAGAAGAGCUACAAAGAACAAGAGCGCGAGAGUCGUGAUGCAGCGCUGCAGAGCUCCAUUAGCACUGAAAAUAAAGGCUUUGCGUUACUGCAGAAGAUGGGCUAUAAAGCAGGACAAGGACUGGGCAGAGAAGGUGCUGGACGGGUCGAGCCGGUUCCUCUGAGCAUUAAAACAGACAGAGGAGGGAUUGGAAUGGAAGAAAUGAAGAAAAGAAAAGCUGAUGAGGAGCUUCAGAAUUACAGGAAGAAGGUGCAAAUGAAACAACAUAUGGAGAAGAAAUCGCUAGAGGAUUUCAGAGUGCGUAAGAGGACUGAAAGAGAGGAGCGUCAAACUCUGGGUGACCUGCGAAAAAGCCAACGGGCCUGUGAACAGCUCGACAGUCAGAAGGGAUUUACUGUUCCCAGGGACAUCUGGUACUGGCCUGAAGUAGUGAAAGAGGAAGAGGAAGAUGAGGAAGAGGAAGCAAAGUCUGAGGGAAGCGAGGAUGAGGAGGAACUGACACCUUUAGACAAGCUGCAGUUUCUCACCUCGUACUUGCGAGGAGUUCAUUUUUACUGUAUAUGGUGUGGGACGGCGUAUAAUGAUGAAGAGGAUUUGGGCUCAAAUUGUCCUGGUGACACAGCAUUAGAUCAUGAUGACUAGAGUAACCAGGAAUCAUCUGGAACACUGUCCUUUUUUUUUUUUUUUUAAAUGUAUGCUUCACUUUUUUUUUUUGCAAAGCUCUGUUUAAUAUUUAUGUUUUCUUAUUUGUCCUUUAAUAUGUUGUAUUGAAAUAAGAUAUUUUGAUUGUAA